Rattus norvegicus (Norway rat) is the source of this 25384-nucleotide messenger RNA. It is a transcript of the gene Mark2, whose product is annotated as microtubule affinity regulating kinase 2. Gene Ontology annotation, cellular component: cytoplasm; lateral plasma membrane; dendrite. Lineage: Eukaryota; Metazoa; Chordata; Mammalia; Rodentia; Muridae. Gene Ontology annotation, biological process: neuron migration. The record is from RefSeq and is a predicted model, not a curated record. Gene Ontology annotation, molecular function: protein kinase activity; ATP binding; protein serine kinase activity.
GACAAGCAAAAAAUUUUAAACUAAUAUUUUUUGCUUUGAAGCAUAUCUUGUUGGAAAACUUUAAAUUAUAUUUAUGUAUGGUGUGUAAUGUAGAAAUCAGAGGACAGCUUGCAGGAGGCAGUUACCUCCUCCUACCAUAUGGAACCUGGGAUGGAAGUAGAGCUACAGGCUUGACCUCAGCCACCCUUAACUGCGGAACUACUUCACCAGCUCUGCAAUCAUUUUGCAAAACAAAAUUUUAAUCAAGAGCUUAGUAUUGAUUUUCAUCUAUAAACAGAGUGGCAGGACGGUCGUUGCAUUCAGCAAGUCCCAUAGGCCUCAGCUUUCUACAAAGUAGUUUCCCCACCCCCCCAAACUCAGAAUUACAUAUGGUUUGUUCUGUGUGUGCUGUGAAUUGUACUAGGGCUUUGCACAUUCCAAGUGCUCUACUGUUGGGCUGUAUUCCUAGUCCAUGGCUUUUAUAUCAGUUCUAGACGUGAGCUUAUUUUUUCUUUGACCAUUGGUCUAUAUAGAUGUUAGAGACUUUUCACUUUCUAAGGUUUGUUUACUAGCAAAGACCGCAGUGACUCAAUAAUGGUAUCUCCUGGGCGGCCCUCCAAGUGCAGAACUCUGUUCCAGAUUGUUGGGAAACUCGGUUUGAAAGCAAUGGACGAGUACUUGAAGAACAGACAGCCCCCCACCCGUUCCCACUCGUUUGUUUGCCUCUGAGGUUAAAUGUCUUUAUCUACACCUAUAAUAACCUCCACUUUCUGAGAACCGACUUUGUCCUUAUUUAGCUGUUUUACAUCCAUUAACCCACUUAUUCUGUGAGGUAGUAGGUCUUGUUAUUUUCUCCACUCCUCAGAUGAAGGACAUAGGCCAAGAGAUGUUAGAUCACUGGUCUGAUGCCAUAAACGAGGUGGUCCAGAAUGGCUGUCAUUUUCUGAACUAGCCAUUAUAGGGUGUGACCUCAGUUUUGUCCAAAGAAAAGAAAGUGAGAAGCACAGUGCAUCUGAAGUCCCUGGGAGGCAGAGGCGCUGUGUGUGUGUGUGUGUGUGUGUGUGUGUGUGUGUGUGUGUGUGUGAGAGAGAGAGAGAGAGAGAGAGAGAGAGAGAUAGAUAGAUUUCAGAACCAGCCUUGACUAGACAGAGAAACCAUGCCUCAAGAACUGGAAAAGGAAAGAUACAAUUCUUUUUUAAAAGAUUUACUUCUUAUUUAUGUGCAGCGUGUGUCUGUCUGCACGUGCCGUGUAUGUGCUGAUGUCUUUGGAGACCAGGGGAAGGCAACAGACCACCCAGAGCUUGAGUUGGAGGGAGCUGUGAACUGCCUGGUGUGGAUCUGGACUUAGGUCCUUUACAAGACACCAGGGGAAGGCUCUUGACUUUUUUUUUCCCCCUUCUUUUCUUUUUUUCGGAGCUGGGGACGGAACCCAGGGCCUUGCACUUGCUAGGCAAGCGCUUUACCACUGAGCUAAAUCCCCAACCCCAGGCUCUUGACUUUUUUUUUUUUUUUUAAAUUUAUUUUUUAAGAUUUUAUUUUAUUGUAUGAGUACACUGUAGCUGCCUUCAGACACAGCAGAAGAGGGCAUCAGAUCUCAUUACAGAUGGUUGUGAGCCACCAUGUGGUUGCUGGGAUUUGAACUCAGGACCUCAGGAAGAGCAGUCGGUGCUCUUAACCACUGAGCCAUCUCUCCAGCCCGGCUCUUGACUCUUUAAGCACAAAGAUAAACUCCACAUGGGAACCUGAGCUCAUACAAAAGUUUUAGUUCAAACUCAGGCACUCCAAAAGACUUGUAUAAGAUGGUAUUUAAACGAGGCACCCCUUACCUCAGUAAAGUUAGAGACAGGAGGGUCAGAAGUUCAGGGUCCUCUUGAACUGCUUUGUGACUCAGGGCCAAUUGCUGAAGCCCUGUCUCAGCAGAGGGGAUGGGUUCUCCGAGUUCGAGGACAGCCAGGGCUACACAGAGAACCCUGACUCAAGGGGGAAAAAAAGGAAAGAAAAAAAAAGAAAAGAAAAACCCUUUCUCAAGAAUAAAACACGUGUGGCUGUGAGGUUGCAACCCUUUACUCCCAGUACUAGGAACUGGAGGCAGGCGGGUCUUUAAGAAUCUGAGGACACCUGGUCUACAUAGUGAGCUCUAGGGCAGCCAUAGCAAAACCUCAUUUCCAAAACCUCCUCCCGGGGUUGGGGAUUUAGCUCAGUGGUAGAGCGCUUGAGGCCCUGGGUUCGGUCCUCAGCCCUUAGGGGGGUGGGGGUGGGGGUGGGGGACCUCCUCCCAAAGACAAAAAAAAAAACAAAACAAAGUAACAAAAUAAAAUUUACCUUGGGCUUUAUGGAAAGAUAAGUGUGUGACUUAAGUGAGGUGGUACUUGCUAUGUCCCAACUCUGGUUGAGACUGAAGCACUGAAUUAGAGAGCAGAGCAAGAAUCUGUCUCAAAGAAAGAAAAUUAAAAUGGGGAUGCCGGUGCAGAGUGUUGGCUUAGCAUACACAAAUCCCUGGGUUCAAUUCCAAGUACAAUUUGAACUAAGCAUAAACCAAUGUCAUGGUAGUUGAUAUAUAAUUCCAGCACUCAGAAAGCUCACAGGUCAAAGUCAACCUGGCCUGCAUGACACCUGGCUAAAUGUUUUUUUGUGUUUUUGUUUUUGUUUUGUUUUGUUUUGUUUUGUUUUAAAGACACAUGAAGUGUCAUGUUUAGACUUUAGUCUUAUCCCCAAGCUAUCUCUUACAUGUGCAAAUGUCCCAAGCAAUAUGUCCUCAAUUGUUUCAGACCAGAGCUAUUCCACCUGCCCUUCUCUUAGGAUCAGCACUGUUUCGUGGUGCAGCUGUGUGUUGCAGACUCCCAGCUGUUUCUUUCUGUCUUUGACCUGUCACAAAUAAGGCAGGAGUAAAUCAACACAACACAGCAUGGGCAGCUCUUGGCUCAGUUGAGGACAGUGGGCGUGUGUGUCAUAGUCCUCAUUCGUCCUGGCUUUCCCUUUGCUACUGUCUCUCUCCCUAUCUCAUGGACCCUACAGCAAGGACAGUGUUUUGUUUUGUUUUUAAAGAUUUAUUUUAUGUAUGUGAGUACACUGUAGCUGUCUUCAGACACACCAGAAGAGGGCAUCGGAUCCCACUACAGAUGGUUGUGAGCCACCAUGUGGUUGCUGGGAUUUGAACUCAGGACCUCUGGAAGAGCAGUCAGUGCUCUUAACUGCUGAGCUAUCUCUCCAGCCCCCCCCCCCCACCUUCUUUUAAAGCAGUCUUCCCUGCCCUAAAAAAGAAAAAGAGGCUUUUGUGUAUACAGCUUAACUGUGUGUAAUUCUGUCCAUUGGCUGCAAACUCAGCUCCUCUCUUUACAGCUCUGGGCACCACAGUUGGUAGUGCCAGGCCACCAUGCAUUUGGGAACUUCUUAGUUCAGUCCUGGGAGUUGAACUCUGGGCAUCCUGCUAGACCUUCUCUAGCUUGUUGCCUUGUAUAAUAUGCCAGCUUUUCCUGUGUGUAUUUGCUUGGUCUCUGGUUCAUGUUUGUCUCCGGAAGCUGGUCUCUGCCACAGUGUACGUGGCCCUUCUAGACAACGGUAAUUGUGAUUGAAAGUACUUGCUGUGUGUGCUGCUACAGAUUGACUGUGAGUGUAUGUGGUUUAUCUAGUUGUGGGUCUAACUUUGUCUUUGAAGAUGCUAGCAUGGGGUAAAGAGGCAAACUACUUAGUGUAAUCAUCCAGUGCGUCCCUUUGGCUGAGAUAGGUAUGAUCAUUGGUGUCAGAAGUUGAUGAACUCCCUCUGCACCCCCAAAGUCUUUAGAGCCCACCUGUGUUUGUUAAAAUAGAAAAGCCCAAAUUUGCACACGAUGUUUUGAGGUUCACUGACUUUCUGUUCCAGCUGACUUUGUCCUGAGUAAUGUCCCCUCUCUAUACCCAUCUCCCACAGACUUUUCUGUUUCAGUGUUCUCUGCUGUGUCUUCAGGUAUCUUCAGGUACUCCUCAAUGAUGCAGCCACUCUUCCUUGGAGAGCACAUGGCAGUGUUUUCCUUGCUAAUGAAAAGACUGUCAUAAUGGGUUAGGUCCAUAGGGGCUCUGCCCUUCUGUACUUGUAUUCCCAGAGAAAAUAAGCACAGAGCUUUAAUUACUGAUGGCAUGCUGGCAGAGAGGUAUGGCUGCUAAUUGAUUAGGCGACAGUCCUUUGUGCGGAUGUGGAGCCAUCCAUGGCUUGUCUUUCUUCCCCCCCCAUAAAUAAAUGUAUUUGGGCAAUGCGAAUUGAUCUUGAGAUGGUGAGAUGGCGAUGUGUGGGGUUCCACUAAUCUCACAUUAGCACUUCUGUGCCCUCAAGUUUCUUGUUCCUUUUUGUGUGGGUUGGGUUGGGUUUGGUUUGGUCUGGUCUGGUCUGGUUUGGUUUGGUUUGGUUUGGUUUUGGUUGGUCUGGAGCUUGCUAUGUAGAUGAGCGUGGCCUUGAAUUUACAGAGAUCUGCCUGCCUCUGGUCCUGAGUGCUGAGAUUAAAAGUUAUUCUUUUCUUUAAUGUUGUGCCUCAGACUGAGAGCUCUGUACAUAGCAAAUACAUAACUUCAUGCCCAGCCACAUUGCUUUCUAGCUUGGUAGUAAGCAAUCCUGAGUCGCUUUUGGCGUCCAUUUUGGUGCUUGUGGUGAGUAGUGUGUCUUCAUACCAUGAUCUCCCUCCAGUGUGCCCUUUGUGUUUGGCAGCACCAGGUUCCUUUAUUUGGUUUGGUUUUCAUUCCCUCCUUCUGUCUUGGAAUGGAUGAUGCUUAUUCUGAAAUAUAUUUUUUUUCUGAAAUAUAUUUUUAAGACAAUGUUUCAGAAGCAAACACUGCCUUCUGAAACCACAGACACUGCUAGUGCAGCAGCCGACAGGGCAGGCUGCCAAAUCUAGGCAGUUGAAGCCAAUCCCUUAGUGACAGAGUGUCAUACACUGAUGAAUUGGCCCUUCAUGGGAUCAUGGUAUAAGGGUCUCACAGUAGCACUUAACUGUUGACUUCCUCCUCUGCAUUUGGACUCUUCUUCCCUCAUCACACUUUCCCCGUGAGCCAUUUCAGAGAAGCAGCUGGUCGAUGAAGGACAGGCUUUUUAGACAAGUCAUUCCCACCCACCCACCCUCCCUCAUCUACUCCCACCCAUUCCUGCUUAAUCCAGGAAGGGGUCUUCUUUUGAUGUGAUUUACAUCAGUCCUCUUUGCAGCUUUUCCAGUUGUUUUGGUUUUGCCUAGGCUGGGAUCACGUGGCCCUUGCUUCCAAUGUAGUCUCCACUAUAGGUGUUGCCAUUGCCUUUGGCAUGUCCUGUCUUGGUUUUAGGAUCAGAGAAAAGGGACAGGGAAAGUUGGCUUUGUCAGUGGGCUGAAUUUGAGCCCCUGAAGCCACAAAAACCACUAGGUGAGGUGUAGUGUGGGUGUAAUCUCGGUACUGGGAAGACAGAGGCAGAAGGAUUCUGGGUAUUGCUGACCAGCCAACCCAGCAUAAUAUGUGAGCCCAAGAGCUGUGAGAGACUGUUUUCAGUAAACAGUGACAAGGUUGAUGGUAUGCCUGAGAUUUACACCUAGGGUUGACCUCUGACUUCCAUGCCUAUGACACUCCUCCCUUGGCCUUCUGAAUGCUGAAGUCACAAGCAUUUCCCAAUGUAUUUUACUUUUCCUGCCUCUCUCCUUCCCUUUGUUCCCCUCCCAUCCCUUCCAUCCCUUUCUCCCUCCCCUUCUUUAUUGGACCUGGGAUCAAAUGCAGAGCCCAAGUACAUACCUUGGUAUUCCUUAGUGAGCGAUAGCCCCUAGCUCUGACUUGUUUUAAAAUAUCAUUUUAUUUUAUUUUGUGAUAGAGCCUUUUAUGGCCCAGGCUAACCUCGAACUUGCUGUGUAAGUGAGACUGACUUUGAACUCCUGGUGUUCACUGCUUCUAUUUGAUGUCCUAGUUGUUUCAACUUGAUGCCAGCUAGUGUUCUCUGAAAAGCGGUGGGCAUGCCUGAGAAAAUGGCUCCCUAAGACUGACAUGUAGGUAAGCCGUGGAGCGCAUUCUUAAUCGGUGAUUGAUUCGGGCAGGACCAGGAUGCUGGUGCCAGCCCCAGUCAGGGUGGUCCUGGGAUUUAUGAGAAAGCCCUGGGGAACAAGCCAGUAAGCUGCACCCCUGUGUCCAGGUUCUCGCCCUGACUUUCCUCAGUGAGGGAAUGUGGCCUGGAAGUAUAAGAUGAAGUAAACCCUUUCCUCCACAAGUGUCUUUGGCCAUAGCACAACAAUGGUAACCUUAAGACAACCUCCUAGGAGCAGAGAUGAAGGGCAUGCUCCUUUGCAGCUUCGGGUUGGAGUUGGGCUAGGGGGUUCUUUUAAACAGGGUCUUACUGUAUAUACACCCGGCUGUCCUGGAACUCUAUGUAGACCUGGCUAGUCUCAAACAUAAGGUUCAGCCUGCUUUUGACUCCUGAGUACAGCAGUUAACGAUUUGUGUGCCACCUUUCUUUCCUUAAAUGACAUAGAAUCAUAUAUGUAUCUCAGGAAUUUAUUUCUUUCUGUUCAUUUCUCCCUGCUUCCUUACUGAGGAGCUCUGCAACAGAGGGGAACCCGUGCAGUGGUGACAGUGUGAUGGGCUCUUGCCAGUUGAACAGGAAUUACGGAAGGAAACCAGACUUGAUAAUUGUCCAUUGGGAGACAAUGAAAAUCUAUAAACAUGCUAGUCACAGCCAUGUAGGCUGAGAUGGGCAUUCUGGUACAGAACUUGAGUUCCCAGUCCUUACAAAGACAACUCAUUCAGCUCCUGUUUUGUCUUUAUUUCCAUGACUGAAUCCUGAACAACUUUUUGCUUACAUCUAUUUAUUAAAUUUUUAUUAUGUGUCAGGGGUGCACACAUGCCUGUGGGUAUGGCGGCCUUUGUGCUGCAAUGUCCAUGUAGAGGUCAGAGGGCAGCCCAUAGGAGUCAGUUCUCCACUGUGGGUUCCAAGAAUUGAACUCAAGUCCUCAGGCUUAGUGCCAACACCUUUACCCACUGAGCCUUGUUGCCAGUCCUAGAGCAAAGUUUUUGGCUUUUUAAAAAGUUUUUUUUUUAUAACCUUAUUAUUGGGCUUGGCUUUGAAGUUCAAAUAGUGAUAAAAGACAAGGAAGGUCCAUAAAUACUGACACUGUAUUGUCAGUAUAUAUUGACCCUUACAGAGCCGGCUCAAUCCCUAUGUGUCCGAAUUCAUCAAGCCUCAGGUUUAAGCAGAUCUUGGCAGCACUGAUGGUUCUCACUCAAAGUGAGGUCUAAGGUUGUCUUUGACUGUUCCUCUGAAUAAUAACUAAAGGUCACAGACCACUAAUAAAUUAGGUGAAGGGGCUGACUAUAACUUCAGUUUCUGGAUUUGGCUUGUAAUCUGUAUACUGCUAACUCUUUUGAAGGCUAGCAUAUACUGUGUGUGUAUGUGUGUUUUUGUGUGUGUCUCUCUGUGUAUCUGUGCCUGCCUGCUAACCUGUCUGUAAAACCCUUUCUCCAAAGUCUAUAGGGUGCUUUUCAUACAGUCAGCUCUUAAUGAAUUAUCUGUGAAAUGAAAAAUAAGAAAUAGUCUGAGGGUGUGCCUUGGUGGAGAUGUUCUGCAUUUUAGUCCCAUCACUGCAAGAAUAAAAAUUGCAACAUGGGUAUUCUUCAUUAUAGUAUACCUCAGGGAAAUGUCCCCAUCUCGCCUUACGAAUCAGACACUCGUUUCUCUUGAGUUCUUUGGCUAUUGUCAAACGUUUUAAUCAGUAUGUUAAAUAUAAUAAUUAUUGCAAAUGAUUUUGCAAUAUAAUGAUAUUUUACGCACAUGUGUGUGUGUGUGUGUGUGUGUGUGUGUGUGUGUGUGUGUGUGUGUGGCAGAGGGAACGUUUAUAUUAGAUGGGGAGUAUGACGGUCGAAAGACAGCUUUCAGAAGUCAGCUGGUUCUUUUAUGGUGUGAGUUCUAGGGAUUGAAUUCAAGUUGUAGGGUUUGGCAGCCUCACUGGCCGAAAAAGAACUGCUUUUUGAAAAUGAAAGGAAGGGUGAGGGGGACGAUUUACACUGUUGCUGGUUAAGGACUGGGAAAACCACAGGAGAGAGUGCUCUGCUAAGGAAUCCCUGUCUGGCUUCCUGAAGUAGGGACAAGAGCCAGAAAGCCAAGCCCUCUGUUCUUGGCAUUAGGAUCAUUCCCUGCGGAUGCUUGAACAGCUGGUUAACUGGCUUCACCCUUCCCCUGUGCUCGGAGACAGGCCCAAGAAGUACUGGGAGACCUGUCCAGAGCAGACCUCAUGCGCUGAAGCUGCAGAUAUUUAUAGGGCAGAAGGGCUCAGGAGUGUGGCAUGGGAAGCCCUGAUUUCACACCAACCCGGCACCGCUGAUGUUGAGGACCCAGAUUUUUCUUUGAACUUAUCAGUUGCUUUUCUUUCAUUUGAGUAUUAACCAGGCCUCUGUUUGCUUAGUUCAGAGAUCUGAGGAAAUGGGGACCUUCAGACUGUGGGUAGUUCCUUUUCUAAUAUUUUUUUUUAAUUAUUUUGUUUUGUGUUAAUUGGUUUUUGCCUGUGUAAUAGAGGCUAGAAGAGGGCAUUGAAUCCCCUGGGACUGGAGUUUUAGAUAGUUGUAGGUGCCGGGAAUUGAACCUGGGUCCUCUAGAACAACUGCAAGUGCUCUUAGAUGCUGAGCUAUCUUGAUAGCCCUGAGUUGCUUUUCUAAAUGGACCAAAAGUUGUGAGGAGGUCAGGGUUGUACAGGACUAUCAUGGAUAGACAGGAUUUAAAACAUGAUCCUUCCUCGUAAGACUGACUUUCGCUUCUCCUUGUUUGAACCCAGGAGGAAAGCUCUGACUGGGUGGUAAAACUAAGGACCUGUUAGACAGGUCUGCUUGGGCCUGGCUUCCCUCCCCCACUCUGGGCAGGGAGACUGAAACUGCUGCUUGCUGGGCUUUGCCAAAUCAGUUUCUCCUCAAGGAUUACCUGCUCCCUGCAGGUAGGCAGCUCCCCACCCAGGAGCCAGCCACUGUGGGAAUCAUGCGGGUGGGGGCAGGCUCUGCUCAGCUUGCUGGGUGUGCUGCUUGCCUGCCAGGCCCUGAGCAUGCACGAAGGCUUCCUGCUCACCUAAGGCUGAAUGGCCUGGAGGCCUGAGGGAAAUAGACUGUGUCAUAGUGCCUUGCCCUGGGCCUUGUGGCCACAUUCCUAACUGGGAGGAGUGGGGAGUUUACAUAUGGGGCAGAUGAAGUCUUUGGAAAGAGGCGAAUCCUUCUAACACCUUGAGUUUAGAAAUAAAUGUUUUAUUUUUUUCAAUCCUAGCCUAAAAUUUCUCAGCGUGUGGAUUUAGUGUCCAUAGCAUGCUGGACAAGGUUCCUUAGAAAGACAGGCUUCUUGGCAGGCUCACUUGAUAUUAAUCAAAAUCAGGAAGUGGGCUUCAUGACAGGCAGCCCCUUCUCACUUCCUGCCUCCAUCUGAGGGAGAGGCCUAGGAAGCUUGAGCACAAACGAAGAACUCUGUUCACUCUGGACAGAUCCUCAGAGCCUUUACAAGUAUGGAGACAGGUCCUAGGAGGGAGAAUGAUUUGUUCAAAGUUAUGUAACUUGUUGGCAGAUCUAGGUCUUGAAUAGAUCUCCCUUGGGGCCCUUGAUACUUGUCUCCAUAUCCCUUACUUUAAUGGAAGCUCUCCUUAGAAGGCCAGUAGACUUCCGUGUCAGGAAGUGAUCUGGGAAAGGACAGGUGGAAGGGCAGCAGGGCCCAGCUCUACACACCAAAGACACUGGGUUCUUGCCAGGGAUUGUAUCCAUUUAGGUGCCAGAAGGCCCGAGGGGAUGGAUUUAACAGUAGGCAGCAGCAUUCCAGCCUUGGCUCAGGUCAAAAGGGUCAUAUGGAUCAGAGCUGGGUUAAGGGCUGUUAGGUAAGGAGGAGGUCAGGGAGAUAUGACCCCGUAAUAUUCCAGUUUGACUUAGGAAAGCAUUUCUGGAGUCCCUGCUAGUGACUGCUGCUGCUGUGCCAGCGCACCAAGAACACAGAAGUAACUGGGUCCUGGAAAACUUCCCUGGGCCUGCUGAACAAGAUAACCACUCAGAGUUACAAAGGAGUCCAACCUGUGAGCAGUGCAGUCCCUACAGCUAAGCUGAGAAUGCCUGGGGUUGGGGGAUGGCGGGUACAGUUGAUACUCAGCUAAGGAAGCUAAGUGGAAGCCUGGGAAACUUCCUGAUGGGAGAGUCUGACCUUAGCUCACCAGAAGGGAGGGUGCAAGCUCUCCAGAGGGAAAGUAACCUGAGGAAGGAGGAAAGCUGCAGCAAAACCUGGAGGCCCACAAACACUGCAGAUCUGCAAGAUAGGUGUCUAGGGCCUGGCUGCUGUCCGGGAAAGGAAGAAAGCCAGCCCAUCAUACAGCAGUAGAAGUGGUUGGGAAGCCUGAGUCCACUUGGAAAUCAACUUUACAUGUAUAUGUAUAUAAACAAAAACAUACAGGUAGAGUAUACCCACCCACAUAGAUGUGUUGGGUGUAUACGUUGAUUGUGUGCAGGAAGGGGUAAGAGAGAAUUUUAUUUUUAUACAUUUACCUUUUUGUUUUGUGUAUGUGAAUGCAGUGUAGGUUAGAGGAGAACUUGGAGGAAUUGGUUCUCCUUCCACCAUUGAGUUUCUAGGGAUCCAUCCCAGGUCAUCAGUCUUGGUAUUGUACCUUUGUGUGCUGAACCAUCCUACCAGCUUGAGACAGAAUUGUGUGAAGAGCAUGUUUGAGGCUGACUUUUAUCCCUAGUAUGAGGACCUUGUUGACUGAAUGCUCUCUUGGUGCUUCCUCCCCCAUCCCAAGCCAUAUUGUACGGAGGGAGGAGAGGUUAGUAUAUAUGGACAGUGGGCUGUCUGAGGUUUGUGUCCCUGUGGGAGACUGCUUUGCAGCAGGGUUAGCUGGAGACGCCAGAGAUCAGGGUUGCUUUCCCUUUUCCAAAGGGAAUGACUCAUGGGUCUUGGCUGCCACUAAAGGUUCUAGGGGAUCAAUGUGAUGUAGUAGUUGGUGAAAAAGAGGAAUCUAGUGACUGCCUUGCCCCCAGCACCACCCCAGACAUUCCUAUUUGUCACCAAACAGCACCUCUCUGUGGUAGUCUUGGGUUCUGUUCUAGGGUGGGGAAGCACCCUCCUUUCUCUGCAGAAGCCUCAUAGCUUCUACUCCACACUUGACUGCAGACAGGAUUCCACAGCACAGAUAACACGAUUCUCUCUUCCCUCUUAUCCUUCAGUCAGUGUCACAGUGCUCAGAUCUUACUUGAGAUAACCAAGAUGACCAUGCUAUAUACUACAGGGCAAAGCAUGAGAGACUGACCUCAGGCUAGAAGGCAGCUUGUGUUUGCCUUGGAGGCUUCAUGAGGCAGCUUUCACUGCUUCCCUGUCUCCCUCCACUGAUAUGCUGCAUAUCAUGUAAGUCUGCCUUUUCCCAGAGAGCAUACACCUGCAAUGUUCUAGUUUGGAUCUCCUAUCCAUUCAAAGUUCUUGGCAGGAGCCCAGCCCACUUCUACUCAGGUUGGUUCCCCUCCCUUUUCCACCUUGUUUGAUGUGCUGCUUGUCCAGAGUUCUUAGGCAGCCAGUUGGCUUUGUAGUGGCUAGAGAUUGGAGAUCUUGCAGUGGGAACACAGUUGCUUCCUUUCCUGGCCUCUGGGGUGGGGCUUGAAAAUAGAGAAUCAUAAUCUCUCCUCCUCCUUUUCUUGCUCCUUCUCCUCCUCCUCCCCCUCCUCCUCCUCCUCCUCCUCCCCACUCCCAUGCUGCCAGGCAAACUGGAGUGAGCAGCUCUGAGCGGGCCUCAGCUUGCCUGCUUCACUGCUCUGCACAACAGCAGUGAUGUGGAAGAGAUUAAUGGGCAGUGAGUGUAUGAGCUUUGCACUUUCUUGACUAGCAGACUGAUUCUCUUGUCAGUGGAGACCUAGGGCUCCUUAGAGGCAGUGGUGACCUCACCCAGGCAUCAGGCUGGUGUGCCCGAGGCUACUGUGUUCUUUAACAUCCUGGGAAAUAAAGAAUACUGCCACACACUCCUGCUGUCUGUCCUUGCAGGACAAUACCCCUUAAUCAGGCUUAUAAAUCUCUAAGCUGGGUGGUUUGUUUGUUUGUUUGUUUGUUUGUUUUUUGAGACAGGUUGGCUUUGAACCCACAAAGAUCUGCUUGCUUCUGCCUCACAGGUGGUAAGAUUAUAGGUGUGCACCACCACACCCAGCUAAACUGGAUGUUAUGCCCAGCUCACUGAAUGUAACUGGAUGUUAUAUUCAAGUUUUCAUUGUUUUAAAAAGUAACUUCAUAAAAUUUAUUAUUAAAUUGUAUGUAUUUGGUAUUCGCAAUAGGGUGUGUGGGUGCACCAUGAGGUGUUCAUGAAAGUCAGAGGACAGUGACUGGAGUAGGUUCUCUCCUUCUAUCCACAGUGUAGGUCUCAGGGACCAAACUUAGAUGGUCAGGCCAGUCAGCAAGUGCCUUUAUCCUCUCAGCCAUCUUGCCAACACUACAUUGUUUCUUUAGUAGCAGCUGGUAGAGGAGGUGCCUUCCCUGUCUCACAGGACUGUGGGGAGGUUGGGAAGUGCUGUCCCUGUGCUGUAAAGGGGAUGUGGUAGGGUGCAUAGCACAGACUGCCAGUGGCUUCAUCUCUUCUCCCUUUGGCUGGCUAGAGGCAGCGCCCGCCACCUUAGUCUUUUGCUGACCUCUGUGGUCAGCCAGGAAGCCCCACUGGCAAUGACUUCCUGCUGGCAGUUGUGAGUACUUAAAGCAGAGCCCCAGCUUGCUGAGUAGGAGGCUUGGCUACUCGGGGUCAAUGGAAACUGGAGCUGGGGAGGAGUGGUGUGGCGGCAGAGCCAGAAGCCAGCUUCUGCAGCUUGAUUGCCUGGAACAAAGGCCAAAUGCCCAGAGCCUUCCCUGCCUGUGUCUGACUGGUGGCCGUCAUUCUCAGGUUGACCUCCAGGCACAGUAGAUGACCCUGACUGCUGUCACAGCAGUGUAUCCUGGAGCUUGACUUCAAGGCAAUUUUCUUUGGCUUAGCAGUCCUGACUUUGGUUAGGGCAAGGUGUGAUCACUAGAAGGUCUGUUUUGGUUUUGCUUUUAGCUGAGAGUUUGCUUCUCUGAAAAUGGAACUCCCUUUAAGUAUAUACCUGCUAUUAUAUGUCAUCUUUGGGCUGCAUGUGCCGCCCAGUGAUAGAGGCCUUGGCUGAGUUUGAGCUCCAGCACCUGAGUAAAAGUAAAGUAAUAGAAACCCUCCCUCCACCAGAUGCACACAUGCUUUGCCUCUGGGUAGUUAUUCAAAUUGGGACUUUUUUUUCCCCUGAGAGAGGGUCUCACUAUGUAACCUUGGCUGACCUAGAACUAGACCAGGGUGGCCUUGAACUCAGGGAUCCACGUGCCUUUGCUUCCUAAGUUCUAAGAUUUAAGAUUACCGGUGUGCACUAGCACAGCUGAACAACCUGGGGCUUUUAGAAGCUUCAUGUCACUCAUCUCCUUAGCCUUCCGUCUCUCCCCAUAAGCCAAACUAACUUCACGUAUAGAGCGGGGGCAGGGUGAGUAGUGUUUGCUGUAGGUAGCUGCUUUGGCAUUUUGUUAGUUUUUUUUUUUUUUUUGUUUUUUUGUUUGUUUGUUUGUUUUGUUUUGUUUUGUUUCUUGUAUUUAAGCAAACGAUUUCUUGGCAGGAGGCCUCUAUACUGUGUUCUCAGUGCUUGCUCAUGUCGAAGGUUUGCCCCUCUGCUCCCCUCCCCUCCUCUCCCCACAGGUCGUUUUAAUCCUUUUGCUUAUAAACAAGUGCACACGACCUUGGCUAUCUCUUGUGGGUAAACCAGCAUCAGCAUUAGAUCCACAGUCAUUUGAACUGGUGGAGCUGACCAGGUAAAACGGGAGAUUCCAGGAGGAAGCACAGGUCUGCCAAGGAAUGUCUGUGGGAUUCCUCAGUGAGGUCAGGUGGGAAGUGUCAGAGUCCACAGAGCAGGGCUCUGACUGGGAAGUAUUUCCUUCCUCUCUGUUUUCUUAUCUCAGCCUUCUGACUUUUAGCAUUUCUUUUAUUUCUCCUGUUCUCAGAUCUUGUCUAUAGGGGUCCACGACACGACAUUCAGCUGUUUUAGGAAACUGUCUGAGACAGUUGCCAGCUAGUUCAUAGGAGAACAGCAUUAAUACCUUCGAAUCAUAUCUUCCUAAACAGUUAUCUGUGAGUGGUGGGCAUGUGGUGAUGGCCUGGCUGCCACAGAAUGCCUCUUGGAAGGCAGGGACAGUCAGGUGUGAGUGAGCUGAACACUCACCAUCACACAUGACAGACACAUACAAGCCUGAGCUUUUAGUAAGGUAUUGGAGUGUACCCAUGCUGUGUGUGUGUGUGUGUGUGUGUGUGUGUGUGUGUGUGUGUGUGUGUGUACACAAGUGCACAUGUGUCUGAAACACUAGUCAUAGUUCCUGCUGUGACUAUUCAUCUGCAGUUUCCAGACCCAUAUAUCUAGAAAGUCCUGGCUGACUGGCAACACUGUGCCUGAGGAACUGUGGUGUGCUCUGGGUUUUUGUAGGGUGGGAUUUUUUAUUUAAAGUGCUUUUUGUCAGGGGAGCAUGGCAUGGCCUUUUAUGGAAAGAAUAAAACAGUUGCGCUGCUCGGAGCUGUCUCCGGCUCUGUAAGAAACCCAAGUCCCUAUCUGAGUUAUAUGAGAUAACCAGAACUUGGCCUCUGGCUACAGAACGUUUCUGGGCCUAUUUGAGAAGAGCCAUGUCUUCUUGGAGGUGCACUGCGUCUGUGGUGGUUACUGGGUAAAGACGGUCAGGCUGUGACUUCAGGCAACACAGAAGCUAAGGUAGAAAGCAUGGAAUUACAGUAGUGACGGCUGGAUCUUAAGCAUUUAGCACAGGCCAGGAUUAUUCAGAGAGCUUGAGAUGGAGUUGGAUUUUGGAUCAUUUCUGACUUUACUGUUUUUAAGACUUCUAUGUUGAAGCUUCUUUAUUCCUGCUAGACUCUUUGUCUUUGAUGGGUAGCAUGAACUGGGUAGAGGAAUGGGAUGGGUACAGUGGUAUUUUAUGCCCAGCUUGAUUGUAAUUCCAGGUAGAUUUUCUAUGCUCAAUGCCAACUAGAACUUCCUUUUAGAUAUGGCAUUCACAUUCCUUUCUUGGGGUUCUUUUCUUCCUUGCCCUCAGCAAAUUCAGAAGUGGGUAGCUACAGACUUGACUGCCUGCCUCCUUCAGAAUAAACCAACAUCCUCUCAGUCUGUGCAACAAUCCAUCUAACACGACCCCAAAGUGACCCAUUUCUCCCCCAGCACACAUACUAAUUCACACCAAUGGUCCUACAGGUUCCUGUCAGAGGCCAGGAAGCCCAGAGCUGUUACCUAGCUCAACUGGCUCUUCCUGCAUUGUUCACUUCUCUUGGAAGCCGGGAUAGUCAUGCUGUCUUCCUGGGAUUCUGAAAAGGCACAUGUAGUAAAAGAUGACUCUGGUCUACAUUGUACACUGUAGUCCCUGGCUAAAAGUACUUGUGGCUAGGGCCUCUCCAGAAGCAAAAUGGCCAUUACUGUCAGUAAUUAACAUUUGCCCACCCCUCUGACUCUAGGCUGAGAAUGGGAAGCUGAGGGACUGGGUCUUACAGGGAGGCUUCAGCUUUCCAUUCUUCACCUAACUUUCCACAACCAGUUUGUCCAAGAUACCUGUUUCAACCUUGGCUGCUUAUUAACAAGAUACGGCAAUGUCUGCCUUCAGCCCAGGAUGGCAGAUAGAAACAGCCCCCUUGCUUUGGUUAUGCUAUAAGAAAGCCAGCUCCGAAGAAUAUUGGCCCCAGGCGUAUCAAGACACUGUCAGAGGCUCACUUCCCUCCCUCUAGUUGGACAUUUUCUUCCCUGUUCCUUUUGCAAUAGCUCUUGUCUUCUGUAAGGCAGCAGAUACUCAAAAUGCUGGUUUCCGUCUGGGUUUAUGUCUCCUCAGUCAGUCUCUCCUAUUCCACUGCAAGCUCCAGCCACACCAAGAGUUUUUGAAGGAUCCUUGUUUAAGCCCUCUGUGUCACACUGUCACCAAGAUUUGGAAGAUUUGGGGACUGUGUCUAUGGUACCCAGAGAGCAGCCAGACCAAUCAGAGGGACCUUUGCACUGCUGGACAGGGGCCCAUCAUCAGGCUCAUGGCAGAGCCAGCACACCACUGAACUCCCCCGUGCCGCCCCCCAAACCCCACCCCAGCUCCUAGAAGGGAACUUAGAAGAAGUAGGGAAUUUCUGGAGGAACAUACUAUGGCCAAUUGUGCUUGUCUGAGCGUUCUCAAACCUUAGUCAUCCACAGCUAGCAUACACCGCAGGUCCCAGGUGCCAAACAACAAAGAUGAAAAGUCCCUGGUCUUCCUCAGGGUGCUUGCUGGAAGCCUCACUGCACUGCUGUGAGGCACAGGUGUGCCCAGGAUGUCCAUCCAGUGAGGGUUACUCUGUCUGACAGACCCCUUCCACAGCUCGGGUUCUCCAUUCUGGUUGGCUGUUUACCUCUCUGCCUGUCAGGGCGAGAGAGCCUGGCUAAUGGAAAGUGCAACUGCUUGGAUGUUUUAACAGUCACUUCCAGGGAGUAGCCACACUGUGCAAAGUCUGGUCUAAUGGAGGCAGCUGUGAGGCUGGGAUUAGUGACAGCCUUGGGUGGUUUCUGAAACCUUUCUCCUUCUCAGGCUGACCUCUGGCCACAGUGACUUCUGGGACAAUGAACAGCCCUGGUGAUUUUCCUCUGUGAACUUGCAGGGGUAGAAGGUAGUAGUUUUUAUUCUUGUAGGAAAAGGUGAAGUGGGAAAGAGACAUGGUUUUUGUUCAGCACUUUCCAGCAGCUGCUGGAAUUGGGUAAGACCUGGAAGCCUGCUUCCUAGCCUGGGGCUGGCUGUAUUCCUAGGCAUGAAACCUGCAUAAGGAUUCCACAUUAGACAAGGCAAGAGCAAAAGGUUAAGUCUGUACCAGGUAGAAAGACUGUUGCAUAAAUGCUGAGGUAGUCUUUUGUUUUUUUAAUUUUUUUUUUUUUUUUUUUUAAAUCUCAUGCUUCUUUGUUGCUUUGCUUUGGCAAAGCCCCAAGAGAAGUCGGGAGAUUCUGGGAGGAGGAGGUGGUGUGCUGGGUGAGUCACUGAGCUCCCCACUGCUGCUGCUGUGUUUAGUUCCUGCGUGCCUCACUGUAGCAGGAGGCAUUCUGGGGAGGGACAGGAUGGGAAUGCAGCUCUGUGUAGUGGGACAGAGCAUUUUGGGAGCAUCCUAGGGUUGACAGGCCUGUAACCAACCAGAUCACCAGUUUAAGCAGGAAAUACUACAGCAGCACUCUCCAUGUAGCAAAUACUAAUAUCUCCUGCAGCCUUUAUACAAGUAGUUGUCACUUCCCUAAUCAGUAGCUUUUUUGAAAUAGUUCUUCUCUCUGCAACACAUGCUGUUUUCCUAGCAAACCAGGAGGGAUUGAAUGUAGAAAGGCAGAAAGAAGAGCCAUCUAAAGUGGGAGGCCUGAUUGCCUUGAGAGGCAAGGAUUCCCCUUUGAAGAAACAGGGAGCCAAGGAGCAGAUGGGAUAUGCCGCCUUGCUGAUCCCAUAGCUGUUGUGAUCUCCAGUUUCUAUUAGUGACUGACUACUCCCUUCCAUCCAUUGGUGGGCAAGAGCCUACUUGGUUGUCGUAAGCUGGGAACAUGAUCUGAAGACUAACUCUUCCUCUUUUUUGAGUCAAGUAUUGUAGGUUGACCUUGAACUUGCUCUCUAGACAGGAAAUUCUCUUGAACUCAGACUCCUGCUUCCACUUUCUGAUGAUUGUAGUUGUCUAUAAUCCAGUUUUUACAGUGCUGAUAUUGAACCCAUGGGCUUUGUGUAUGUUUCUUCUGUGGCAGACACCAGGCUAGCUAGCUCAUACGCUUUCCUGGCAGUUUUCCUGUCUCUGCCUCACAUCUUUCUAUAGGGAUGUUGGGAAUAUAGAUGUGCCUGGCUCCCACGUGGGUUCUGGAGGAUGGUGUUUUGACAGUCCAGGCAUGGAUGGCAAGCACUCUGACCCCCGAGCCUCUGCACCACCUCACUCUGACCUCCAGGCCUCUGCAUCACCUCACACAGACCCCUGAGCCGCUGCACCACCUCACUGUGUUGUUGCUGUUUUGUUAUCCUAGGACAAGCUAUUGCUGGGUAAACUAGGUUAGCCUAGAGCUCACAGUAACCCAAGGUAGCCUGGAACUCACUGCAGUCCCCCUGCCUCUGAAUGAUGUCAUUACAAGUGUGUAUUACUACACUCAACUCCUCAAUAUCUUUUCUUCCUUUGAGACAAGGUCUUAUCCGGUCCAAGCUGGUCUUGAACUUUGUAUGUAGUGGAGGAAAACCUUGAACUUCUGUUGCUUCCACCUAUGCCUCCCUAGUGCUAAGGAAUAUGGCACUGUGUCCAGUUUUAUACUGUGCUUUGAGUGGAAUCCAGGGCUUCACAUAUUCUGAGCAAGCUUUCUAACAAGAGUUACAUCCCCGUCCCCUCCCAACAUGUCUCCUCUCUUUGCGUGCACCCCCACGUUCCUCUCUUCCUCCUCCUUUUUGAGACAGGGUCUUAUGUAGCCCUGGUUGGUGGACAUGAAUGCCAAGUGUAGCUUAGGGUGGCCUUGAAAUCACAGAGAUCUGUUUUGAGUUGCCCUAGUGCUAAGAUUAAUUAAAGACAUAUGCCACCACACCUGUCUGCCUUUUUAGAAAAGAUUUCUAUAUUAUUUAGCUAUAGCUGUGUGUCUCUGCGUAUCUGUAUGUACACCAUAUAUGUGCAGUUGCCCAAGAAGGUCAGAAAAGGGCAUGAGAUUCCCCCAAACGGUAGUGGCAGGCAGUUGUGGACAACCUGAUGUGUGUGCUAAGAACCAAGCCUGUGUCCUUUGCAAGAGCAGCAAGCCUUUUUCCCCCCCACCAGCCACUGAGACAAGGUUUCUCCAUGUAGUUCUGGCCGCCUUGAAAUUCAGACCAGAGUGGUCUAAAAAUCAGAGAUCUUCCUGUCUGCUUCCUGAGUGAUUAAAGGUAUAUGCCGUCACCACCUGGCUAGUACUCCUAACUGCCAGACCAUUUUUCCAGCCCCAACACAUUUUCUUCUUCACCCUGUACAGUUAUUUAGUAUUUUAUUGAACACUGUACUAGGCAUUCUGGGCUAUGAAUAAGACAAACCAAAAUCCCUCCUAUGGACAGACACUAAAUAAGCCAAAUGUUUUGAAAGGGAGGAAAUGGCUUUUCUGGUAAGAAGUUUUGACCUUCCUUCCUCUUCUCUUGUCAGGGGAAGGCAACUUGUAAAGAUCUAGAAAUUGCGUACUGUAUUCUACAAGUACUUUGACAUGGACUCGUUAGGUGUGGGCACUAUUUAUUGCUCACAUGAAGACAAGACACUAUCUGAGUUUGCAGAGCUUGAAGGGAGCUAAGCUGUUGGGGACAGAAAAAGAAACUAUACAAGUUGUGUGCUCUAAAGCCCAGAGAAGGGAAUGGCUCCUAGCUAUCAAGGUGUCCAACUUUGAGAUUAACAGGGGAGCAGAACUCCCUUCUUGGAUUGCUCAAAGGAGAGUACUGUAUACUAGAUGGAGCCCUCCCCUCCCUGUAAUAUGUGUACAUCUGUGUCCUAUGAAACGGCCAAAGUACAGCAAGUCUAACUUCAGUGGCAGUUUCCCACCGCACAGAAGUGGCCGUGCAAGCCCAGAAUCUAGAUACUUAUCAGAAACAAAUCCCGAUUCAAAGAAAGGAGGACGAGCCUAAGAGGGAGCCCCGCACUUCAGCUGCACCGGUGAUAUCCAUUACCUCCCUGUCAAGUGAGUCAAGCCUUUAUGUUGCUGGCUGCCUCCUGCUUCAACCCCACCCCCAUCCUCCAAAGCUUAGGCUGCUGGCAGCCUGGCUCUCCUGUGAUAUGGAGGAACUCACUGGUCUCCAUGGUUACAGUAACCCACUGGUACAGGAGGAGCCAAAUGAAGUGCAAGGCUGGCAAUGUGAGCCUUCCCCAGCCCUCGGCACCAUGUGGUACUGGUAUGUUGGCUGUUUCUGGAAGGAAGGAGUUAAGGCACUAACAAGAAGGGAAGUACCCUGGCGGGACCACCUUCAUUUUCCUUUGCACUAUACAGUGGGCAGCAGCAUGGCCAUCCUCUCUCUUAAAUGCCUCUUGGAAAGUGACUUCUUAUAAGGAAAAAGUCUUCUGCCUAAUAGUGUUGCUAUAGCAGGGAUUUGGCUUUUCCUUGUCCUAGAAGGAAUUCCAGAAUACUGAGAAUCAGCUCACCUACACUGGUUUUUACAGUCAAGUUCUUGGAGAUUGAAGGUCUCCUCAAGGCCUAUGAGUGAGAAACAGAAAUAAAAAGAGAUAACCACAAACAUUACCAAGGCAUUACUGAAAGCCAGGGGCUGGGGCAAGCAUGGGUAUUCUCGUAGCCUGUGAAAUGGGCAUCCUUCCUUAGGCUCCAGUUUAGAAGACUCACCCUAACCCUGCUCUGGCAUGGUCAGCCGUGUAGGUAGCAGAGAUUCGGUUCGCCCCCGAGCCCGCCUGCUCUCAUGCCACAUCUUAUAUAGUAGGCGGAGUCCAGGCACCUUCUCAUCUUAUGUAGUAGGCGGAGUCCAGGCACCUUCUCAUUUUCAUUCAGGAAGGCAGGUGCUCAAGCUCAGUGGACUUUGCAAAUGACCCUAUCUACACAGGUUGACUUUAUAAUGACUUUCUGAGCACCGGUGGCCCAAGAAACAAAUGAACAGAUUUCAGGGAUGAGGUGGGACUAGAAACUUGUGUGAGCAUUGGGUGCACAGUAGAAUCCUUAGUGCUCUGAGAGGGGUCCAUUAUUUCUAGUGGCCCUGAAGACUGGAGGUUGAGAAUUAUUGGUCAUUAUGGCUUCCAGACAUGAAAGGGGUGAGAGGCUCUCAGCUCACUUCAUGCUGCCUGCUCUUCUCAAGUAGGCUCUGACGACUGCUUGUGAGGCUUUGUGGCCUGCAGAUACCUCUCACUGCUAGGCUGCCCCGCUUUUCUCCUUUCUGUGGGAUGUGGGUCGUAGCACAGAAACUGUUGACUAGUAAACCACAUUGAUAGCUUAGGUUACAUGAUCUGCUGGUAUUCAUAGUCCAGGAGACAUCUACCCUGGCUAGAGAAAGCAAGCAACCCUUUGAAGACUUGUUCCAACAGAAUGAUAGGGUAAUGGAGGUGUUCUCCAAGUUAACAUGUCUCAAGGAGUUUGAGGGAAGAGCUCCCGACAAGUAAGUACAGAGCACAGUUUUCAUGUUCUCUCCUACCCAGAAUGCUCCUGGUAUAUGGACUAUUGGCAGUUGAGAAUGACAGUUAAGCCUGGGGACUUGUCUAGCCCCAUUACUUCAUCUGAGUCCUAUCCCAUUUCUUCCUAGCUUCUCUCUUAGAAGCCCACCUUGGGACACCUUGAUUCCAAGCCCAGCAGUAAGUCCAACAUGCUGCGGGGCCGCAACUCAGCCACCUCUGCUGACGAGCAGCCCCAUAUUGGCAACUACAGACUCCUUAAGACCAUUGGCAAGGGUAACUUUGCCAAAGUGAAGUUGGCCCGGCACAUCCUGACGGGGAAAGAGGUAGCUGUGAAGAUCAUUGACAAGACUCAGCUGAAUUCCUCCAGCCUGCAGAAACUCUUCCGAGAAGUAAGAAUAAUGAAGGUUUUGAAUCAUCCCAACAUAGUUAAGUUAUUUGAAGUGAUCGAGACUGAGAAGACGCUCUACCUUGUCAUGGAGUAUGCCAGUGGCGGAGAGGUAUUUGAUUACCUAGUGGCCCAUGGCAGGAUGAAAGAAAAAGAAGCUCGAGCCAAAUUUCGCCAGAUAGUGUCUGCUGUGCAGUACUGUCACCAGAAGUUUAUUGUUCAUAGAGAUCUAAAGGCAGAAAACCUGCUCCUGGAUGCUGAUAUGAACAUCAAGAUUGCAGACUUUGGCUUUAGUAACGAAUUCACCUUUGGGAACAAGCUGGAUACUUUCUGUGGUAGUCCUCCUUAUGCUGCCCCAGAACUCUUCCAGGGCAAAAAGUAUGACGGUCCUGAAGUGGAUGUCUGGAGCCUGGGCGUCAUCCUCUAUACACUGGUCAGCGGGUCCCUGCCUUUUGAUGGACAGAACCUCAAGGAGCUACGGGAAAGGGUACUGAGGGGGAAAUACCGUAUUCCAUUCUACAUGUCCACGGACUGUGAAAAUCUGCUUAAGAAAUUUCUCAUACUUAAUCCUAGUAAGAGAGGCACUUUGGAGCAAAUUAUGAAAGAUCGGUGGAUGAAUGUGGGCCAUGAGGAUGACGAGCUAAAGCCUUACGUGGAGCCACUCCCUGACUACAAGGAUCCCCGGCGGACAGAGUUGAUGGUGUCAAUGGGUUACACACGGGAAGAGAUCCAGGACUCGCUGGUAGGCCAGAGGUACAACGAAGUGAUGGCUACCUAUCUGCUCCUUGGCUACAAGAGCUCUGAGCUGGAAGGUGACACCAUCACUUUAAAGCCCCGGCCUUCAGCUGAUCUAACCAACAGCAGUGCCCCAUCUCCAUCCCACAAAGUUCAGCGCAGCGUCUCUGCCAACCCCAAGCAGCGGCGCUCCAGUGACCAGGCCGUCCCCGCCAUUCCCACCUCGAAUUCCUACUCUAAGAAGACUCAGAGUAACAACGCAGAAAAUAAGCGGCCUGAGGAAGAGACAGGGCGGAAAGCCAGCAGCACCGCCAAAGUGCCUGCCAGCCCUCUGCCUGGCCUGGACAGGAAGAAGACCACUCCUACCCCCUCCACAAACAGCGUCCUCUCCACCAGCACAAACAGAAGCAGGAACUCCCCACUUUUGGACAGGGCCAGCCUUGGCCAGGCCUCCAUCCAGAAUGGUAAAGACAGCCUAACCAUGCCAGGGUCCCGGGCCUCCACGGCUUCUGCUUCUGCCGCAGUCUCUGCGGCCCGGCCCCGCCAGCACCAGAAAUCCAUGUCUGCCUCCGUACACCCCAACAAGGCCUCUGGGUUGCCCCCCACGGAGAGUAACUGUGAGGUGCCUCGGCCCAGCACAGCCCCCCAGCGUGUCCCUGUCGCCUCCCCCUCCGCCCACAACAUCAGCAGCAGUAGUGGAGCCCCAGACCGAACUAAUUUCCCACGGGGUGUGUCCAGUCGAAGCACCUUCCAUGCUGGGCAGCUCCGACAGGUGCGGGACCAGCAGAAUCUGCCCUUCGGUGUGACCCCAGCCUCACCCUCUGGCCAUAGCCAGGGCCGGCGGGGGGCCUCUGGCAGCAUCUUCAGCAAGUUCACCUCCAAGUUUGUCCGCAGAAAUCUGUCUUUCAGGUUUGCCAGAAGAUGUCGCCUGAGCCUGCCAAAGAGCCAAGAGCUGGAUAUUCUCAGGCAGGGGUCAUUCUGCCGCCAGGCCCUGGUGGAACAGCAGGAGGCCCACACCCUGCUCCUGCAUCUCCCUUCCUGGGACAGAGCCUGGCUUGUUCAGCCUGGCCAUGUCCUCUGCAGGCCUAGGAACCUGAAUGAACCUGAAAGCAAAGACCGAGUGGAGACGCUCAGACCUCACGUGGUAGGCGGUGGAGGCACUGACAAGGAAAAGGAAGAAUUUCGGGAGGCCAAGCCUCGUUCCCUGCGCUUCACUUGGAGCAUGAAGACCACGAGCUCUAUGGAGCCCAAUGAGAUGAUGCGGGAGAUCCGCAAGGUGCUGGACGCCAACAGCUGCCAAAGCGAGCUGCACGAGCGAUACAUGCUGCUGUGCGUGCAUGGCACACCCGGCCACGAGAACUUUGUGCAGUGGGAGAUGGAGGUGUGCAAACUGCCCCGGCUGUCUCUCAACGGUGUUCGGUUUAAGCGGAUAUCGGGCACUUCCAUGGCCUUCAAAAACAUUGCCUCCAAAAUAGCCAAUGAGCUGAAGCUUUAACAGGCUGUCAGGAGGGGCGGCAGAGGCCCACCAGUGGACUUGGCUGCUUGGGCCAAACCUGCAUCCCCCUGGGAGAAAAACUGCAGGAUGAAUUGGUGUGUCUCCCCUGCUGGCACUUGUCCCCUUCCAGGCCCUUCUCAGUUUUUUCUUCCAUGUUUGUGGGGGAUGGGAAGUGGUGGUUCCUCCUCCCACAUUCACCCCUGCCCAGAAGUCUCUCCCUUCCCCUCUACCCCCGUACAGGAGGCAAAGGAAGGGGAAGGGGUUGGGGGGGCAGGGCUCCCCCUCGGUACUGCGGUUGCACAGAGUAUUUCGCCUAAACCAAGAAAAUUUUUAUUACCAAAAAGAAAAAAAGAAAAAAAAAAAGAAAAAAAAUCCCAGCGGCCACCUUUCCUCCCUGCCCCAUUGGGACAGUCAAGACUGGAUCUGUGGGGCUCCUGGGAGGAUGGCUCAGGGCUGGAACACUCUCAGGCAAGAGUGGUGGGGUUCCCUGCAGGCCCUCCGCCAGGCCCACUUUGGGCUUCCCCUCUCCCCACUGCUUUCCCCUCCAAGCGACCCACCAGAGGUGGCCUUCCCCUGCCCCCAGGCCCUUGGGCUAUGGGCCUUAUACUGGGGCCCAGUGGGGGUACUGCACAGCCCUGGAGAGGGUGAGCAGUGGGACCCUGGCUCCCUCCAUACCAUGUCCUCUGCCCGCCUUCCCCAGAGCUGGGCACUUCCUCCCAUGAGCUGCUGUGGGGACAUUCGCUCCCCUUCUCAGAAGUCUGUGCCAUCUUCCCCCACCUCUCCGGGUGGAAGGCGGGGCUGACCCCCAGUUCUGGUAAAGGGGAGUGGAAUGCGCCAUGGGCUCUCAGCCCCCAGGGGGCCGCUUGGGAACAGGGACACAGCUUCUCCGUUCUGGGCGUCUUUGUCUGAAAGCACAGCCCCUCACCAUCCCCCUACCGCUUCCCCUUCCUUGGCAUUAAUCUGGGCACCGUUCUCAUCUCUCAGCCUUGCCUUUUCUUCCUGGCAUUGCCGCCCCUCCUCUCAGGAGACUGUCCAGGGCCUCCAUGGCUGCCUGGCGGAAGGCUGGAUUGGGCGGCAGGGCCAGGAGCCUCUUGUCCUCCACUGGGUGGGGCAAAGUAACUCCUGCUUGCUAACCUCUGAGGCCAGUGUGUGAAUGGGUGACUGUAGGCGCUUGGCUGGUGGUGGCCACUGCAUCCCUUAAUUUAUUUCUCUGCUGUUUCAGUUCUUGAGAAAUUGGGGAAGUCCUACAGAGGCUGCCCCUGCCCUCACCUGAGUUGUACAUUUUUUUUGUGAUGGGUUAUUUUUUAUUUUUUAUUAUUAUUAUUAUUGUUUUUUUUUGGUUUUUUUUUUUUUUUUUGAUUUAUGAUGACUCCACUCUUUGCCCCAGUUGUCGUCUUGUCACUCCCACCCCUGUUCAUCACCCUGGCUCCCAAGCCAGGUCAGGCUCACCAACACGUUGAGUCUUGGGUUCCAGGAAGAAACCUUGCCAACCUCAACCCUCCAGCCCCGUGCUCCACUGGCUAUGGCUCAGACCAAGGGCUUCUCCUUUCCCCUCUUGCCCUACGGAACAGCCCGGGUGCUCCAAAGGGGGCCAGGAGGGCAUGGCUUGGCUCCCAAGAUAAGGGGUGGGGGCCAGGACACCCAGGCAAGGUGGCCCCUCCCUGCCUAGCCCCCUCUUCCCCACCCUGCACUUAGUUUCUCCUCUGGAUCAAACACGUAAUAAAGAGAAUGUUUGGAAUCUGA